CUGUUUCGUUCGUUCGGUUUCAUAGAUUUCAUCCAUCAAUCAUCAUAGUCGAUUUUUUAUAGAAUAUGUAGGUAGUACCUAGGUAAUAGGUAUAAUUUGUUCUGGCUUUCGUUCCGUUUCAGUUCAGAGGAAGUUGUGUCAUGAAAUUGUGUGACGUCCUCUUAAAAGUUUAUUUUGUUUUAUUGAAUUAUUAUCAUUUAUGUAACGAUAGUUUCCUAUUAGUAACUCAAGCUGAUAAUCAAUCACUCAAUAACGGCCAGUGUCGUAUAAUUUAAUAUAUGAGUGCAUAAAAUGAAACUCGUAACUUUCUCUGGAGUGAUAAAAGUGAAAUAAAAAUUGGAGAUCUUUUACAGUAACUAGUGAAUACAACAAAAAAUAUAUAAAAUUUAGUGAUAAGGAAUAUUUAAUUUGGUAAAGAUAAUCAGAAAUGGAUAAAAUCAAACAGUUGUGGUCGAAAACGAACCGGUGGCAUCGCCUAACCUUUCUGUUCCUAGUUGUUCACUACCUGCCUUCCAAUCAGUUGGGCUUCGAGUGCAAUGACCCCGCAUUGUCACACCCUUUCACCGGCGACACAAUUAGCUGGAAGUGGCUUCUGGGUGUAGUUCUGUUUCUUCCACUAGUUGUUAUGUUAAUAGUAGAGAGAAAGUACAAUGCUGACGUAAAGACUGACCAAUCGAAACAACAAGCAGUGUUUUGGUACAAAGAGUACUUAUACGGGACUCUGUUAAACUUGACAAUAGUACACAUAUUGAAGAUCAGUGUGGGAUCCCCGAGGCCACACUUCUUUGACACAUGCAGUCCAAAAGAGGCGGAGACUUGUCAAGGUUCCGAAUUCGUGUCAAGCUACACGUGUACAAAGGCGCACUGGGUGAGCCAAUCAGACAAGAGUUUUCCGUCAGGGCACACGUCAUUGGCUAUACAUGCAGGAUUGUUUAUUGCAAAACUUUCAGUACUACCUGCAGCGGCGCGGACGCCGCCGCUGGGCGCAGCUGCUGAGCGCGGGCGGCGCGGCGCUGUGCGGCGGCUCGCGGCUGCGCGACCGCCGGCACCACUGGUGGGACGUCCUCGCUGGCGCGCUCGUCGCUGCGCCCAUAUUGAUUUAUACUAUUCACACCCUAUGCGACAACUUCCAGUGCCCGAAGAGAUGUGACAUCGAAAACAAAAGUGAUACAAAACCUAACGAUAAUGUUAAUCUAGUGAACAACGGUGAUACGUAACCAAAGGAUUUUGUGAUAAGUAGAAUCAUUUUUUAUUAUUUUUUUUUAUGACCAAGGGUAAUCUUUUACAACAGAUUUAUUAAAAAAUUACCAGUACUCUGUUUUAUUUUUCGAAAAACAGAAAAUCAAUUUAAAUUUCACAGAAUCGGCAACAUCCGAACAAUUAAGAUUGGAUAGGAAAUUUUGAAUCUGUUUUGUAAUACGUUUAUAUUAUUGGCAGAUAUGGAUUUAAAAAAUGGAACUUUAAAAAUAUUUUACAUUCAGUUAAUUUAUUCUUAUGUAUAACUGUUUGGGGUUUCUUUGUUAAAUUGUGAUUUUUGUUCACCGGCAAAAUUAACUAUUUUAUUAGAUGAUGAUUAUUAUAAUAAUAAUUGGUAUUAAAUACCAGAAACAGUACACUUAGAGAUUUCAUAGUACACCAGCGCCACAUAAGAAGUCCUGGGAAUAUAUGUAACUAUCAAUCAAAUCUGCCACGUUGCUGUUGAGAGCGACAGUGGCGCCGUCUGCGGGACUUCGUGGUGUUACUCUCACUUGUUUUAUAUUUUCUUGAUACUAAUUUGAUUAACUAUAUUUUUUAAAAAAUUAAACUUAUUGAACUAUUUUAUGUAACAAGUAAAAUGUAUACAUGUAAUGAAUUUAUUUAAUUAAUAAUUUUUUUUUAUAAGGUUUUGUCACGGAGUGACUGUGUCACCCCCAUAAGGUAAAAUAUUGUUAUGAUUAAAAUUGGAUAAAAAUAUUAUUUAAUCCUACAAUAUACACAAAGUAAAACUAACUAACCAAUCACCAAUCUUUUCAACGAUUCAUUACAAUGUACCUAAUUAUGUAAAUAUUAUAUCAUCAUCGCCUAUUGUAUGAAAUAAAAAGUAUUUAUUAUACCUAAUUGAGAUUCAUUUAUUUAGGUUUUUUUUUAAAUCAAGUUACCAGAAAUUCCAUAUUAAGAGCAAUUGUAUGUAUUGGGUGAAUUGGAAACACUAGCACAUAGGUAUUUAUUUAUUGGCGUAAUAAAUAUGUUAAAUACUA
This is a messenger RNA of Plodia interpunctella (Indianmeal moth), 2237 nucleotides long. RefSeq names its product phospholipid phosphatase 1-like. The transcript is spliced from 6 exons. Gene Ontology annotation, molecular function: phosphatidate phosphatase activity. Gene Ontology annotation, biological process: phospholipid dephosphorylation; phospholipid metabolic process; signal transduction. Gene Ontology annotation, cellular component: plasma membrane. NCBI's taxonomy places the organism in Eukaryota, Metazoa, Arthropoda, Insecta, Lepidoptera, Pyralidae. The record is from RefSeq and is a predicted model, not a curated record. The coding region runs from base 428 to 1150 and encodes 240 amino acids.